GGCCGGAUCUGAGCGCGCCUGGCGGGCGGGGGCGCUCGGCCCUGCGCACUGCGCGAUGUUUGUCCGCCAUCGCGGCCGAGGAGGAGGAGGAGGAGGAGGCUGAGGGGGCCGCCGCCGCCGCUGCCGCUGGAGGAAGGGGCCUGCGCCGCCGCCGCCACCCGCCCCGCUCCGCCAGGGCCCGCAGUCCGGAGCGAAGGUCGCCGGAGCCCGGCCCGGGCCCACCCGCCCGCGCCCACAGGCGGCUCCGCGCCCGAAGAUGUCGAACCUGAGCAAGGGGACGGGCAGCCGGAAGGACACCAAGAUGCGGAUCCGCGCCUUCCCCAUGACCAUGGAUGAAAAAUAUGUAAACAGCAUUUGGGAUCUCCUGAAAAAUGCCAUCCAAGAGAUCCAGCGUAAGAACAACAGUGGUCUCAGUUUUGAGGAACUGUAUAGGAAUGCAUAUACUAUGGUGUUACAUAAACACGGAGAAAAACUUUACACUGGACUAAGAGAAGUAGUCACUGAGCAUCUCAUAAACAAGGUGCGAGAAGAUGUGCUAAAUUCAUUGAAUAACAACUUUCUUCAAACACUAAACCAAGCAUGGAAUGAUCAUCAGACAGCUAUGGUGAUGAUUAGAGACAUUCUGAUGUAUAUGGACCGUGUGUAUGUACAACAAAAUAAUGUGGAGAAUGUCUACAAUUUGGGUUUAAUAAUUUUUCGAGAUCAAGUUGUACGUUAUGGCUGUAUUAGGGAUCACCUUCGACAGACACUGUUGGAUAUGAUCGCAAGAGAGCGGAAAGGAGAAGUUGUAGACAGAGGCGCAAUAAGAAAUGCUUGCCAGAUGUUAAUGAUUCUAGGUCUUGAAGGAAGAUCGGUUUAUGAAGAAGACUUUGAGGCUCCAUUUUUGGAGAUGUCUGCAGAAUUCUUUCAGAUGGAAAGUCAGAAAUUUUUAGCUGAAAACAGUGCUUCAGUAUAUAUAAAGAAAGUAGAAGCCAGAAUUAACGAAGAAAUAGAACGGGUGAUGCACUGCCUUGAUAAAUCAACAGAAGAGCCAAUAGUGAAAGUUGUUGAGCGGGAGCUUAUUUCCAAGCAUAUGAAGACUAUAGUGGAAAUGGAGAACUCUGGGCUAGUUCAUAUGCUGAAAAAUGGAAAGACUGAAGACCUUGCUUGCAUGUACAAGUUAUUUAGCCGUGUGCCAAAUGGUCUGAAGACAAUGUGUGAAUGUAUGAGCUCGUAUCUGAGGGAGCAAGGAAAAGCACUAGUAUCUGAAGAAGGAGAAGGAAAGAACCCAGUUGACUAUAUACAGGGUUUACUGGAUUUAAAGAGUAGGUUUGAUCGCUUUCUUCAAGAAUCUUUCAAUAAUGACCGUCUCUUCAAGCAAACUAUUGCGGGUGACUUUGAGUAUUUCCUCAACCUCAACUCUAGGUCUCCAGAGUACCUCUCAUUAUUUAUUGAUGAUAAGCUGAAAAAAGGAGUCAAGGGACUAACAGAGCAAGAAGUAGAAACUAUAUUGGAUAAGGCAAUGGUUUUAUUUAGGUUUAUGCAAGAGAAAGAUGUUUUUGAACGUUACUAUAAACAGCACUUGGCAAGAAGACUCCUCACAAACAAGAGUGUUUCAGAUGACUCUGAGAAAAAUAUGAUAUCAAAAUUAAAGACGGAAUGUGGAUGUCAAUUCACAUCUAAACUGGAAGGCAUGUUCAGGGAUAUGAGCAUCUCAAACACAACAAUGGAUGAAUUCAGGCAACAUCUUCAGGCUACAGGGGUUUCAUUAGGUGGUGUUGAUCUCACAGUGAGGGUUCUCACAACAGGUUACUGGCCUACCCAGUCAGCCACACCAAAGUGUAACAUCCCGCCAGCCCCCAGACAUGCUUUUGAAAUAUUUAGAAGGUUUUAUUUAGCUAAACAUAGUGGUCGACAACUGACGCUUCAGCAUCAUAUGGGUUCUGCAGAUCUCAAUGCCACUUUCUAUGGCCCUGUUAAAAAGGAAGACGGCUCUGAGGUUGGUGUAGGAGGUGCCCAAGUAACUGGCUCAAACACACGGAAACACAUACUGCAAGUUUCCACUUUCCAGAUGACGAUACUAAUGCUCUUUAACAACAGAGAAAAAUACACGUUUGAGGAAAUUCAACAAGAAACUGAUAUCCCUGAAAGAGAGCUUGUUAGAGCCCUACAAUCCCUUGCAUGUGGCAAGCCAACACAACGAGUUCUUACAAAAGAGCCUAAAUCGAAAGAAAUAGAAAAUGGUCAUAUAUUUACAGUGAAUGAUCAGUUCACAUCAAAACUGCACAGAGUCAAGAUUCAAACGGUUGCUGCCAAACAAGGGGAAUCAGAUCCAGAACGAAAAGAAACAAGGCAGAAAGUAGAUGAUGACAGAAAACAUGAGAUAGAGGCUGCUAUAGUUCGGAUAAUGAAAUCUAGAAAGAAGAUGCAGCAUAAUGUGCUAGUAGCAGAGGUAACUCAGCAGCUGAAAGCCCGAUUCUUACCGAGUCCAGUUGUUAUUAAAAAACGUAUUGAAGGACUUAUUGAGAGAGAAUAUUUGGCACGAACACCUGAGGAUCGCAAAGUAUACACUUACGUAGCAUAAAAUGCGUUCAAAAAUUUGAUUUAUUCUUGGACUAUAUUCUUCGCAUGAACUGGGAAGUUCUUUUAAAUCAUUAAUAUUAAGACGACCAUCUCUUCUAUUAAAUUACAAUACAUGUUCUAGACCAUUCAGAUCAAGCCUUUUACUCCUUUUGAGAGUUUUCAACAUCAGUUGAUUGAGCUUCAGGCUUUUCAACGUUAUCCCUGUAGAGAUCAUCCUUACAAUUCCUCGGGAAAAUGUGAAUGUGCCGCGUUUGUUUUCAAUAUUGUAUGAAAACAGAAAAAUAAAAACAAAUUUAGAAAAUACAGCUCAUUAAAAAAUAAAUUGUUGGAAUUUCAUUUCCCCAGA
Molecule: messenger RNA, 2908 nt
Organism: Alligator mississippiensis (American alligator)
Lineage: Eukaryota; Metazoa; Chordata; Crocodylia; Alligatoridae
Gene: CUL3
Product: cullin 3
Exons: 16
Coding region: 257-2563 (768 amino acids)
Biological process (GO): protein ubiquitination; ubiquitin-dependent protein catabolic process
Cellular component (GO): Cul3-RING ubiquitin ligase complex
Molecular function (GO): ubiquitin protein ligase binding
Source: RefSeq, a predicted model, not a curated record